AUGAGACUCAUCGACCUCGCCAUCCUCGCCCUCACCCCCCUCACACACGCAGCCAACAUAAUCCUCUCCAACGACGACGGCUGGGCCGAGCUCAACAUCCGGACCUUCUACACCUCUCUGAAAACCGCGGGGAAUAAUGCAUUAAUAUCUGCCCCGGCGCGAGAUGGAUCUGGCACAGGUUCCGCCGACGUCCCCGCCACCCCGCUGCUUUUCACCGGUUGUGAAUUCGAUAGCUGUCCGCGCGGCUCGCCGGCGGAGGGGUUCAACGCGUCGGAUCCGGGGCUUAAUUAUGUGAAUUCUUUCCCCGUCACGGCGAUGAAGUAUGGCAUAAAGACUUUGGCGCCGAAGUUGUUUAAUGGUGGGGCGGUGGAUGUGGCUGUUACGGGGCCGAAUGUUGGAGUCAAUACCGGCACGCUGUUCGUGCAGUUCUCUGGCACCGUGGGCGCGGCCACCGAGGCUGUCAAGGAGGGUAUCCCCGCCAUAGCCUUCUCAGGCACUACAGGCGAUAAAAUCGCUUGGAAUGUGCCCGCGCCGCCUUAUGUAGGCAUUUAUGCCGACUUGGCGACGAAUGUUACGGACACACUCCUUGCGUCAAGCAAGCCGUACCUCCCGACGAAUGUUUGGUUGAAUGUGAAUUUUGGUGCUGUCGGUGACACGACCUGUACGCAAGCGGCGGAUUUCAGGUUCGUGCUUACCAGGAUUGGGACCGCGGUGCCGGUUUUUACGCCUGAUGAUGUAGAGACGUGUGGGAAGAAAAGGUUGCCGAGGGAGGAGGAUGUGGUCAAGAUGGCGGGGUGCUAUGCGAGUGUUAGUGUGGGAAAGGCGGAUUCGAAGGCGGAUGCGGGCGCGGCGGAGCAGGGGGUUGUGCUGGGGAAGUUGGGGGGAUUGUUGACUUGUUUGCCUUGA
This is a messenger RNA of Bacidia gigantensis, 906 nucleotides long. RefSeq lists its product as uncharacterized. The coding region runs from base 1 to 906 and encodes 301 amino acids. The transcript is spliced from 2 exons. The record is from RefSeq and is a predicted model, not a curated record. Gene Ontology annotation, molecular function: nucleotidase activity. NCBI's taxonomy places the organism in Eukaryota, Fungi, Ascomycota, Lecanoromycetes, Lecanorales, Ramalinaceae.